Messenger RNA from Frankliniella occidentalis (western flower thrips), 1594 nucleotides. RefSeq lists its product as uncharacterized. The transcript has 3 exons. The record is from RefSeq and is a predicted model, not a curated record. Lineage: Eukaryota; Metazoa; Arthropoda; Insecta; Thysanoptera; Thripidae. Bases 1 to 1431 code for a protein of 476 amino acids.
AUGUCUCAACCUGCUGGCCUGCACACCUGCAUCCGUCCACUACCUGCCUCAAAGGGGCCCGUCUGCGGAAGGCCUUCUACCUGGAGUCCACCCCCACCAUUGCUGGACCCCUCCACCGCCAUCGCCAGAGAGCCCUAUAUCUUGCCGAGGACGCCUGGGACCUCCACAGUUUCUCGCCACCUUCAGUCGCACGAGCAUCUCACCAUGUCUACCCAAACUGCCAUGGCCUCUGCUGGAGUCGAUGAGUGCGGCAUUCGAGCUACUGAUGCCCCUGUAUGCUCCUUCUACCACACGACUGGGCCCGAGACCUGCUGGGAUACUGAGUGCCCCAAGUGCGGCCCUGAGAAUAGAAAAUUAGUGGAGCAUCCACGUCCCGCCAAGGACGAGUCCGAGGAUCAACCCGAAUUGCCAUUGAAGAAGAAAUUCAAGCCCAACCCGACUGUAGCAGAGAAUCAGACUUCUGCUCUCUCUACUGCCCAACCGCUGCAGCCUUCAUCUGUCUCAUCGUUGGAGCUGCUCUCACCCUCUAUGUCGACUGUCUCUACCAUUGGGACAGGAAACGACUCCCUCUCUGGCUCCGAUUCGACGGUCACAUCAACAACACCCUGCAAUGAAGGUAUGACUGAAAACGGUGAUAUCGAUGUGUUUCUUCAUGGGAUCGUCAUGUGCAUUAAAGAAUGCCGCCCCCAAUGGCUCACUCAACUGCUAAAGCAUAGACGUCGAACCACGGCAAAAUGGUCUCCACGCUACAAUGCACUUCUUGAAAUGAGGUUCGCUCUAAACUUUUCAAAGUCCAAGUAUUUAGUAAUGGGACUAGAUUACGAGAGGGAAUUUGCUCCUUUUGUGUCUAUUGAAAAUGGUAAGGGGAGGGGCGUUGUCUUGGCCACGAAGGAAUUGUUUGAAUUAAACGAGCCAGCAUGGCUUCAAUCUGUCGAGGAACAUUUUAAAGAUCCCUCCUACCAAGUACGCACUCGCUGUACGAAGCGUCAUGAGCUUCGAUGUGGCAUGCAUGAUGGAAAAGCCUGUGUACAAAUCUCACCCUUGGUUGGCAAAGGAGGUUACAUUUGUUUGGGAGAAUCGACCUGGCGAACCCUUGUGAACUUAUAUUCCUUUGCUGAGAAGUAUUUGGCUCUUAUCCACUUAAUUAGACAAGAUCUGCCUCCCUAUCUCAUGCGGCUCCUGUCCACGCUGGCUUAUGAGUGCGGUGGGCACGAACGUACUACUCUGGAGUCCAUCAAGGAUUUUUUGCCUCAGCUUUUCGGAGUGCAUGUUGACGUAGAAAUUAACCCAUUCCUAAAUCGCGAGACUCUUCAAAGUGCUAAUUUCUUGGAGGCUCAAUUUUUUAGUGAACUGCUAUUUGUGUAUCCCGAAAUGACGUCUCAACUCAUAUUGUACACCCUUAAAAAGGGUCUUAACGACUCCCGCCAAUAAAUUUUUCGUUUGUAUUUCCAGAACAACGGUGUUCUUUUACGUGGAAAGGCGUGUACGUGGACCCCCUUUUUAUGAAACUUCUUGUAUGCCUCCUAGUUCACAUGUAUUGUAUGUUAACAUCAACCACACUGAUUCCCCCAACCGCGUGGGGUAAAACGAUGGC